Messenger RNA from Zerene cesonia (dogface butterfly), 3421 nucleotides. It is a transcript of the gene Bmcp, whose product is annotated as mitochondrial uncoupling protein Bmcp. NCBI's taxonomy places the organism in Eukaryota, Metazoa, Arthropoda, Insecta, Lepidoptera, Pieridae. Gene Ontology annotation, biological process: transmembrane transport. The transcript is spliced from 8 exons. The record is from RefSeq and is a predicted model, not a curated record. The coding region runs from base 189 to 1073 and encodes 294 amino acids.
UUGAUGAGAAACAGCAAGUCGAGGUUAACUUAUCGCAGUUUAUGAUUCUUGAAUGAAUUAUUCGUGAAAUGUGAAUUCCAUUAGAUACAUAUUCAUUAUUAAGACGAUCCCUGGAUCUCCCUUCUUAUGAAAUGAUAUAUUAGUUUGUUAGAUUUGUUGAAAAUCCAAGUCUACAGUGUUUACAUGUAAUGGGAGAAAGGGACUGGAGACCGUUUGUUUAUGGCGGCCUUGCGUCGAUUGUCGCAGAAUUUGGCACAUUUCCUAUAGACACCACCAAAACAAGACUACAGAUACAAGGGCAGAAGAUAGACACUCACCAUGUGGAGUUGCGGUACACAGGCAUGGUUGAUUGUUUUGUUAAGACCUCCAAACAAGAAGGGAUUAAGGCAUUGUACUGUGGCAUAUGGCCAGCGGUGCUGCGCCAGGCCACGUACGGCACGAUAAAGUUCGGCACGUACUACUCGCUGAAGAGCGCGAUCGCGGCGCGGCGCGCGGACGGCGGCGCGCGCGAGCACCUCGCCACCAACACGCUGUGCGCGGCGCUCGCGGGCGGCCUGUCCAGCGCCAUCGCCAACCCCACCGAUGUGCUGAAGGUUCGGAUGCAGAUGGGCACGGAGAAGCGCAACAUAGUGCGGUGCUUCGUGUCGAUCCAGCGCGCGGAGGGGUGGGCGGGGCUGUGGCGCGGCGUGGUGCCCACGUCGCAGCGCGCCGCGCUCAUCGCCGCCGUGGAGCUGCCCGUGUACGACGCGUGCAAGCGGCGCUUCUGCGGCGCGCUGGGCGACCGCCCCGCCAACCACCUCGCCUCCAGCCUGCUGGCCAGCCUGGGCAGCGCCGUCGCCAGCACGCCGCUCGACGUCGUGCGGACUCGCCUAAUGAACCAAAGAAAAGUGAAAGAUCAAGGAGUUAAUAGUAAUCAAAAAAUAUACAAAGGAACGGUGGAUUGCUUCAUACGAACGGUCCGGAACGAGGGUUUCCUAGCGCUAUACAAGGGCUUCGUGCCCACGUGGCUGAGGAUGGGGCCCUGGAACAUUAUAUUCUUCCUCACUUACGAACAGCUCAAGAACUUCUACUGAGCGUCGUGUUGGAUGCAACAGAGUCCACUGUCGGGUUUUUAGUUCAAUUUUAUUUUUCAUAAGCGUUAAAAUACAUUUAAUGUACUAGUAUUUAUUUAUGUGUUUUUAUGAUCGAUUUAACAUUAAGUAUUUUUCUGGCAAACAGUUUUGUAUCGGGUAAAAGUGAAUUUCCUUCUCUUUACUGAGAAAAAUUCUGAAAGGAAGUCACUUUUUAGAGAUUUUAUAACGGUUAAAGGAGUUACUUACUUACUUAUAACGAUUAUUAUUCUAACUAAAAAUAUUUAAUUGUAUAACCACGGUUCACUGAGACAAAUCGGGUUCGAAGGACCAACACAUGUUUUCUUCUGUUUUUGAAGUGUGAUCUAUUAGAUGUAAGGUUAUUUUGUGAUUAUCAGUAACUAUUAUAAUAAUAAGUAACUAUAUACACAUUUUUAUAUCAAUAUUAUUUGACAUUCAAUAUAUUAACGAGAGAUUAUUUUCACAAGCACGAAAUAUUCCUACCUUGAGGCUUGAAAAAAAUGUUUUUUAACAAUACUAUGUAUACACUUAUUUUGCUUAUUAUAUGAAAAACAAUUGAGAUUAAUGGAGUGAAGGAUUCUAAACACGGUUUCUUCAUUAGCUUCGCCCGAAUAGACUUCAUUAUUUGGGCAAUUUUCUAAUUUUUAUUUUCGAAAUAUAUUUUUUCAUUCAUGCCUUCUUAAAAUAACGACUACAUAAAAGUAAUAUUUCUCUUCCAAUUUGAUACGGUCGUUAUUUAUAUAGGUUUUUGUCGUUUUUAUUCACAUUUUUUAAGUCAAUGCCAAAAUUAUGAUAUGGCUACAUCUCGCGUUUAAUAGAGUUUACAAAUCAUCAUAACAAGUUUAUUUCGAUACUUUACCGUUUAGGUGAAGUUUUUAUUGAUUACAUAAAAUCGCCGAUUUAAUCUAUUGAAAACAUCAUGUGUUUAAAGAAAAGCUUUGUUUAUAUUGCGUAUUACUUAAGUUAUUUAUAUGGCGGCGUCAUUUAGCCGACACAUAUCAAGCUUUUAUUGUAAUAAGGCACAUAGUGCACACAUCCUAUUGUACAUAGAACAUAAGUUUAUGGUAGUGGUAGAGUUGCAUUUUAUAUUGUUCAAUCGUUUUGUAGUAUUUAACUUCUACGCUUUUAUAAAAAUAUUGAGUGAAACUAUUUGCUUUUAAUAUACAUGCUUUUUAUAUUGUCCAAAUAAUAAUAAUGCGGCGUUUUUGUGAUUUUAUUUGACAUGUUUUCACAAAAGUUUUCGAACGAUUUAGCAUAGACCUCUUGACGUAAACAGAAAAUAUGGUUGUAUUUUCGCCUAUAUCUGAAAACUAUAUCUGUCUCUUUUACACAGCCGAAUUUAUCUUGAGAAUGAGAAGUAUAGGUAUCUAAUUACUUAUUGAAUCUUGACUCGAGAUCCAAUCGCUGAUGUUUUUUUCUUAAUACAUGUAUGUGCCUUUCUAAAGUCUUCGCUUUUUAACGGUUUGUAUUUCAUAUAAUUUGUUGCAUUUACGGAGUAGUUAAUGUCUUUAUUAUUAACAAUGCAUACUAAUUAAACAUUGUAACUAUAUAUUACAUGUGUAUGUACAUGAAAAUAUUAGUAAUCUCAUGCAAGUUGCCAAAACAUAUGUUUUUUCGUAUCUACCAUUUAGAACUAUGACAUUCAAGUCUGAUUAUUUUAACCCUUAAAUAAUGUCAAUGAUAGUAGAAAUUAGAUGUCAUGUAGGUUUGAUGUAAUACGAAGUGUAGUAGACAUCCAGGUACGUCAACAAAGAAAGAUACCUUUUUAGAUGAAACAUAUUUUGGUAAGUGAAGGCUAUGCUUCCAUAUAACUGGCCAAUGCCUUAUAUUUUUGACGCUUUUAUUACGUAGGUAGGGUCAGCACAAACUAUUUUGUUGUAAUAUAGUAGUGGAUAACUUACUGGUCUGAGAAGUUUUGUGAGUGUAGUAGGGGCGGAUGUACGGAUUUUUUGUUCUCAGGUAACAUUGUUUUAUACGCUAAAAUGAUUCGAAGAAAAAACAAUUAAGGGGUCACAUGAAACUUAAGUAUUUUUUAAUAUUGAUUUGACAUAAAUGUUGACGGGUCUUCGAUUCUUUCCAGAAAAAAAAACUAAUAUUGUGAAAAUAAGAUUUCAGAUCCGUUGUUAUUUAAAAUAAAUUUAAUUAUAUAGAAUAUAUUGCUUUAAUUUCUAAUUAAUUAUUAUUAAUUUGUUUUUAGAAAAAAAAAAUUUUACGUACAAUCUUGCCUCUAGUACGAUGUAUUUUUGCAAUGAUUAUAAAUCGAUAUUGUGUCAAACACAGUAGGUACAAAUGUUAGUCCAAAUGUUGUAGAUAAUAUAUUAUUGGAAAUA